CGUGAGCAACCAAUGUUUGUCCAUCUCUAAUCGCCGCCAUCAUCGCAUAAUUUUGUUAAAAAAUCUUUUAAAGUUUGGCUAAUUUCGCGUUUUGGAGGCUGUAUUGCAAUUAAAAAGUGAAGCAAAAGUGGCACUAGACCGGUGUCCACGCAGUUAAUGCCAAGAGCAGCCAGUAAACAAACGCCGCUGAUGCGCGAAAUGGCGGAUCUGGACGCAGUGCACCUGGGGCUGGACGAGAACGAGGCGGACAUCGCCGAGGAGCUGCAGGACUUUGAGUUCAACACACGCAGCGAGGCCUCGGAGUCGAAUGGCGGCGAUUCCACGGACUCGGAACCAAGUAUAAGUUCGGUGAGCACCGCCACCUCCUCGCUGGUGGGCACGGGCAAGCGAAAGACCAAGAAGCUGGCCAAGGAUUCCCCGGCACCAGAGACAAAGCCUGCAAAGGGCUCCAAGACGAAGAGCAAGCGGGAACCCACGCCGGAGGAGGUGAAUGGCAGCGGCAAGAACCAGAAGAGAGAACAGAAGAAGCGCACGGGCAGCGAGUCAGCCAAAAAAUCCUCAUCGGAUACGCCCGAGAAGCCCAAGGUCAAGUCCCCGUCCAGUGAGGAUCGAGAGCAGCCGCCCACCAAGAAGGCGAGAGGCAAGAAGACAGCCUCCAAUGCAGCUAACGAAUCAGGCGGCCACAAGAGCGAUGGCAGCGAGGCCGAGGAUGAAACACCAGCGCUUCCAGCCCUCGAGUCCGAUAGCGAGUCUUCCGACUCGGAUUCGGGCACCCAGCACAAGCGAAACGUGGGCAACGGUCGCGGCAAAACCAGUUCCAAGAGCUCCACGCCCGAGAAGGAUGCCGGACCGCCAACGCACUCACAGAAGGGCUACGACUACAUGACCAAACUGAACUAUCUUUUCCGGGAUACGCGCUUCUUCCUCAUCAAGUCCAACAAUAGUGACAACGUCCAGCUGUCCAAGAGCAAGAGCGUGUGGGCCACACUGCCGCAGAACGAUGCCAAUCUUAAUCAGGCCUUUAAGGAGGCCAGGAAUGUGUUGCUCAUCUUCUCGGUGAACGAGAGCGGUAAAUUUGCAGGAUUCGCGCGUAUGGCGGCCCCAUCGCGGCGGGACAUACCCCAGGUGGCCUGGGUGCUGCCGCCGAGCAUUUCGCCCAAGGCACUGGGCGGCGUCAUCGAGCUGGACUGGAUUUGCCGCAAGGAGCUGUCCUUUAAUGCCACCCUACACUUGCACAACACCUGGAACGAGGGCAAGCCGGUGAAGAUCGGUCGCGACGGCCAGGAGAUUGAGCCCAAGAUCGGAGGCGAACUGUGCCGCCUCUUUCCCGAGGACGAGCAGAUCGAGCUCACACCCAUACUCAAGAAAUCCAAGGAGACGGCCCGAGUGAUGCGGGAGAAGGGGAUACACGUGAUUUACAAGCCGCCUCGGAGUUUAUCCUCGCGUGGCCACGGCGGCGGCGGAAGUGGUGGCGGCGGCGGCCGUGGAGGCCGUGGAGCUGGCCAUGACCAGCUGGGUCCGAUGCGUCACAAGAGAAGCUACCACGGACCACCGCACCACCGUCCAUAUCGUCACCAUCAUGGCAUGGGCAUGCCGCCGUCUCAUGGCGGUGGCUUCAAGCGCAGCGGUUCUCCCUACCGCCAAAUGGGCAGUGGCGUUGGCGGUGCGCCCGGCGGUCCCAACGAGAUGACCAUGCCCUCGUGGGAACGCUAUAUGUCAUCAGCAGCAGCCGCGGAGGCAUAUGUGGCAGACUACAUGCGAAAUAUGCACGGCCAGCUUCCGCCCCUGCCGUUCGUUCCGCCGUUUGCCCAGCUUCCAAUGCCUGGAGCUGGAGCCGGAGCAGCGGGUGCCAUGCCACCGGGCGCUGCGGCGGCCAUGUACGAACAAUUGCCCCCACCGGUGCGAUACUAUGACGGACCGGGAGCACCGCCUCUGCCGGACUAUCCGCCACCCCAGCGGCCACCACCGCCCGGCUUUGAUAAGGCGCCCAGCUAUGAGGAGUUUGCCGCCUGGAAGAACGCUGGCCUGCCCACCGUGCCGCCGCCAGGCUUUCCCGUUUACGGGGGAGCUCCUAAUGGCGGCAGCAAUGGUGCAGCAGUGGGCGUUGGCCAGGUGGCAGGCGCCAGCGGAGGCAUGGGGCCAGGCGUUGGCGGCGGCGGCGGAGGCGGUGCUUCCGGUCUGGGCGGACCCGGUGGCUAUCGCAGUCGGGAUGGCAACAACGGCGGCUCCGCGGGCACUCGUCGGCGGGAGUACGGAAAUCGCAGCGGCGGAUCAUCGCGGGAUUCGCGACCCUUUCGUGGUGAGCGUGGCGGCGGCGGCGGCCAGCGAAACUAUCGGGACAACAGGCGCUAGGCGGGAUCGGCAGCGCUAAAAUCGCUAGUUUCGGAAAGUGUAAUCCUAAUCCUCUCGCGCGAGUGAAAAUGCUGAAAAUGCGCAUCGGUAUAAGCAAAAAGUAAAAGUAAAAAGUUAAUACUAAUUAGUAGAUCGGAAACCCAUGGAACCCUAACCCCUGAAUACGGCUAUCGUCUGCGAAUCGAUACAACGUCAACAACAACAACAACAACUCUCUUUCCCCCAAUUUCUCUCCAAGCUACACCCUUCCCCCAACCACCACCAAACUCCACUUUAUGAUUUAAACAUAGACUUACGACCUAAGCAAAUUUCAAAACAGCAAAUUAAAUGCUAAAUUAAAUAUUUUAAACAACAAAAAAAAAAAAAAAAUACAAAAUGAAA
Drosophila kikkawai is the source of this 2733-nucleotide messenger RNA. RefSeq names its product YTH domain containing 1 (gene Ythdc1). Gene Ontology annotation, molecular function: N6-methyladenosine-containing RNA reader activity; mRNA binding. Gene Ontology annotation, cellular component: nucleoplasm. Lineage: Eukaryota; Metazoa; Arthropoda; Insecta; Diptera; Drosophilidae. Gene Ontology annotation, biological process: mRNA splicing, via spliceosome; regulation of alternative mRNA splicing, via spliceosome. The record is from RefSeq and is a predicted model, not a curated record.